CUAUGAUGAAGCUCUGGCUUUAGCUCAACUUAUCAGGGUCGCUCAAACGGUGGUUAUCGAUGAGGCUCGCGGUAGGGAGGGGGAAUGUAAAUCCACGAGGUAUCGGAAGUUGAGCAAGUGGAUCAAUUUUGAAAGCCCAGGGAGAUUCUCUGACGAACAUGGUUCGCGCGGACAUGGUAAAGUGGCUCACGGUACAGAUUACCACGGUGUUGUGUCUCAUCGCAUUGACACAAGCCUGUCACCCGGGCCGGUCCGGUAAGACCUCACAUCGGCCCCGGAACAGGACCCCGUUACAAUACAAGCAGAGAGUGCCCAACAUAUCGGAAGACACAUUUGGUGCCAGUGGGCCUCCUGAAGGGAGAAUCAACAGGAAUGAUGAACGAUUCAACACACUAUCUCCAAACAAUAACGAUGAUAUUGUAUUUAAGGAUGAAGAAGGCACGGGUGCAGAUCGCCUCAUGACACAGCGAUGCAAAGACAAACUGAACACGUUAGCCAUAAGUGUAAUGAACGAAUGGCCCGGGAUUAAACUUCGCGUGGUAGAGGCAUGGGACGAAGACCAACCGAACGUAGAACCGCUCCAUGCUGAAGGAAGAGCAGUAGACAUCACCACCAGUGACAGAGACAAGAACAAAUAUGGCGCUCUAGCUCGCCUGGCCGUAGAAGCUGGCUUCGAUUGGGUCAACUAUGAAAGUAAAGCCUGGGUUCAUUGCUCCGUCAAGUCAGAAUCUGCAGCAGCCAAGAAUUCCGGAGGUUGUUUCCCAGGAUUUUCUCAAGCAUCCCUCGAGAACGGGCGCACCAUAAGUAUGUUGGACAUCAGGGUAGGUGAUGAGGUAGCCGUGGUCAACGAUGACGGGGCAUUGGACUAUAGCGAUGUCAUCAUGAUAGUACAUAGAAAACUCAACGACAGUACAUUAUUUUACGUUAUAGAGACCGAAGACAAAUCAGUAGUACAACUCACGCCACAGCAUUUGAUAUACGUCUCAGAGACGGAGUCUAGCUUCAGCCAAAGUAAAGCCAUGUUUGCCAGCGAAGUUCGGACUAAUCAAUUUGUUUAUACAACAGGACAGAACCACGACAGGGGGGUACGGCCGAAGAGAGUGGUCAGUGUAACGACGAGGUUGGGGCGUACGGCUGUGGCGCCGGUGACCAGGCAGGGAUCCUUGGUAAUCGACGACGUAGCGGUAUCAUCGUACGCCGUCAUGCGUGACGAAUGGAUCGCGCACGCAUCAUUCGCGCCUGUCCGGUGGUACAGUUACAUCAGGCAUAAUAUGUUGGGUAUCGUAGAUACAGAUACAGGACAAGAACAACGGGUACAUUGGUACACCCAAGGACUCUACAAACUCGGCAAAUACGUCAUGAGUGAUAGAUUAUUUCUAGGCUUUGAUGUAUAG
Messenger RNA from Strongylocentrotus purpuratus (purple sea urchin), 1394 nucleotides. RefSeq names its product hedgehog (gene hh). Gene Ontology annotation, molecular function: calcium ion binding; patched binding. Lineage: Eukaryota; Metazoa; Echinodermata; Echinoidea; Camarodonta; Strongylocentrotidae. The record is from RefSeq and is marked provisional. Gene Ontology annotation, biological process: multicellular organism development; regulation of gene expression; cell-cell signaling.